UGACCCCGUGGCCGCAUAGCCACAACUUCAGCCGAGAGCUCACUCACCGCACCCUCAUAACUAUCAGACUUCGCACACUACUAUUCAUCCAUGUCUUCGUUAUCUUCCGCCCUCCCUGACAGACGGCGUCGCGCAAUGCACAGGGGGGCUGCGCUCGUGCUGUUCUUCGCGUACGCGACGAUCACGCAUGCCUCGGAGAUCAGCACCUCCGAUCGCGCGCUCGAAUCACAGGCGCGUAAAAGUGUCGACUGUGUAGACACGUUCUUGGUGCAGACCUCAGGGGCCGUGUCGCACGAGGAGCACAAAUACACUCGGGACGGUCAUUCCCAGCACACUUCGCUCCACACUGGAACAUUGUCGCGACUGUUUGCAUCAGUGCGGGAGUUUUUCGUGCAUGAAGCAGCAACACCAGCACCGACUGUAUGUGUGGAUACUGAAGCUACGAAUCGUAUGGGUAACGGAUGUGAUGCUUAUGCGUACAAUCACUCAGAGCCAUGGGACGGUAUCUGUUUCGACCCUUACUAUCGAAGCGGCAUGGUGGCGGAUGACGAUGAUGACUUCACCUCUGCAACCUCGUGUUGCGUGUGUCCUGAAGCGUGUCCGCCGCCAGAGCCAAUGAUCCGCCCUGUGGUCUGUGAGGAUUGGCUUGAACUUGUUAAGGUUCACGCUGCUGGCAUCAAUGCACCCGCUAGGGCGUCUCAUUCGAAUCUUGGUGGCAUGGGUCCAGAUUCGGCUAACCCCAGGGAGCUUAGAUACUAUGGAGUCGGGCUUCUUCCGAACGGGGUGCUGUACGACUUAGUGCUGGUCAAUACAAGCGCUUAUGUCCCCAGGAAUACCAACUGGAACCAGGUUAACAGUGGAGGAUGGGCGGUGGUGAAUCUUCUUGUUGGGGAGAGGACAACCCUUAAGGCAGAGUUCGUGAGAUACCACACCUUCUGUCCUGAAGUCCCAUUGUCGCCUAAGAUCACGGUCUGCGGCAUUGACCACGCGCACGAUGGGGAGAACGAGGUCUACUUUCUCGACGGCAUCACCGCUAUCUACACGGUUGACGACGACCUCGAGUAUGAUUUGGAAUUGUACGAUUUUGGGACUACGACAUCUGAGAACCCAGUUCUACUGUCAGCGUACAACACAGAAUCGGUUCAAACGAAGAUUCCGGGCAGGACGUCCCGAAAGUAUACUUCUAGCGCUGGUGGCAAAUUUGGGAUCAAAGUAACUUCUCAGAUGUACGGCGCUGGUUGCCACAUGCCGACUGGUCCCACGUUGACCAACGUUACUUGUUACGAUCACACCGUGGACCAAGCGAAGCGGUGUUUCAUGGUCGAGUUCAACAACACGAGCGAGUUCGAAAUCGGUUUCCAGAUUCUCACUUUCCAUCCCGAAGAUCACGUUCAUAUUUGGGGCCGCAACUUCCUCUUUUCUGGGACGUCCGAUUAUUUCGUGGAAGAUGACGCCGCGACUUGUCUGCCCACGGCUAGAGAGUAUUUCGAAAGUCUGGUCACCCCUGCACCAACGCCGUCGCCAACAGGAUGCGUGGAUACUGAGGCUACGAACGGUAUGGGCAAUGGGUGUGAGGUUUAUGCGUACAGCAACUCAAACCCAUGGGAUGGUAUUUGUUUCGACCCUUAUUAUGACGAUGAUGACUUCACCUCUGCAACCUCGUGUUGCGUGUGUCCUCAAGUGUGUCCGCCGCCAGAGCCAUUGAACCGCACCGUGGACUGUGAGGAUUGGCUUGAAUUUCUGAAUGUUCACGCUUCUGGCAUCACUAAGCCCGUUAGGGCGUCUCAUUCAAAUCUUGGUGGCCUGGGUCCGCAUGCGGAUAAACCCAAGGAGCUAAGAUGGUAUUCAGUCGGGCUUCUUCCUAAUGGGGUCCUGUACGAUUUAGUAAUGGUCAAUACAAGCGCUUACGUUCCCGCGAACACCACUUGGAACCAGGUUCAGAGUGGAGGUUGGGCGGUGGUGAAUCUUCUUGUUGGGGAGAGGACAACCCUCAAGGCAGAGUUCGUGAGAUACCACACCUUCUGUCCUGAAGUCCCCUUGGUGCCCAAGAUCACGAUCUGCGACAUCGAUCGCUACCUACCUGGGGAGAACGAAGUCUACUUUCUUGACGGCGUCUCCGCUAUCUACACGGUUGACGACGACAUCGAUUAUGACUUGAAAUUGUACGAGUUUGGAACUGCGACAUCUGAGAGUCCAGUUCUGUUGUCGUCGUACAACACAGAGUCGAUCCAAACAGCGAUUCCGGGCAGGACGUCCCGAAAGUAUACUGCUAGCGGUGGUGGCAAAUUUGGGAUCAAGGCAACCUCUCAGAUGUUCGGCCACGGUUGCGACAACCCGACUGAUCCCAAUUCGUUGACCAACAUCACUUGUUUCGCUGCCAACCAUACAGUGGACCAAGCGAAGCGGUGUUUCAUGGUCGAGUUCAACAACACGAGCGAGUUCGAAAUCGGUUUCCAGGUAAUUACCGUCCAUCCCGAAGAUCAGGUUCAGAUUUUGGGCCGCAACUUCCUCUUUUCUGGGACGUCCAGCUACUUCGUUCAAGAGAACGCCGCGACUUGUCUGCCCACGGCUAAAGAGUAUCUGGAGAGUCUGGUCACCCCUGCACCAACGCCUUCGCCAACAUCAUCUCCGACUCCGUCACCGACGCCCGCACCGACGCCUGCACCGACUUCAUCUCCCACUCCGUCACCGACGCCUGCUCCGACGCCUGCACCGACGCCUGCACCGACGCCUGCGCCGACGCCCAACCCGACACAGGAGGGCACCCACCGCUUCGCCCACCAGCGAGCCCACAGCUGCACCAACGGGUGCGCCGACACCGUCUCCGACCUCCUCUCCGACGGCCGCACCGACAGCCAUGCCGACGCCUGCCCCGACGGCUGCACCGACACCAACUCCAACCCUGUUUCCGACGCCCGCGCCGACAUCUGCGCCGACGCCCGCCCCGACAGCUGCGCCGACAUUCCCGCCGGUCGGUGGCAUAGGGGGUGUGGUCAACCCACACGCGGUUGGCGACCCGCAUUUGGUCAAUGUGCACGGGCAGCACUUCGACCUGAUGAAGCAAGGCGUACACGCGCUUCUUCACGUGCCUCUCAUGGCAUCCCGAUCCAAGGUGCUCCUCCACGUGGACGCGGACGCCCAGCGGGUGGGGGGCGCCUGCGCGGACACGUACUUCAUGAGCAUCAACAUCACGGGAAAUCGGGGAUGGUGGAGCAGAAGAUCCACGCGCUCGGACGUCCCUCCGGCACGGGCCUCUCCUACCGAGCGGGCACGGGGGCGGCCCACACGGGCACGAAGUGGAUGGCCUUCGGGAGGAUCUCCCUGAAGGUGGUGCACGGCCGCACCAAGACAGGCGUGGCGUACCUGAACUUCUUCGCCCGCAACCUGAAGCACGCGGGCCACCUCGUGGGCGGGCUUCUCGGGGAGGACGACCACGAGGAGGCGGCCACCACGAGCAGCGCCUGCAGGCGCGUCAUCGAGAGCUGAGAGCUGGCACGGCGACCCCGGCCCGCCCCCUCUCCCGCCCCUUUCGUGGGGUCGAAGAGGGAGCUUCCUGUGCGCAGCCGCAGCGCCGCGGCGUAGCCUCCCAGGGCCACGGCUCCCCCCCUGCGUCGGGCACGCUUGGCGCCGCCGAGGCGCCCGCAACAGCCGGCCCCUCGAGGAAGCCUUUCGCCGCCACCGCCGCCGCCGCCGCCGCCCGGAGCGCGCCGGCCUCCGUGUUAACACGCUGCGGGCUGCGUGGUGCGCAUCGGAGCAGCGAAGCUCCUGCGGGCUGGUUCGCACGCGCAGGAGGACCAGCCUCAAGCGUGCCCCUGUCCCUGAGACUGGCUCGGCGACGACAUCGACGAGACUCCCUCGGCUUGCGGACGGGGGCAUCCCGACGAUUGGCCACCGCCUCGGGCUGGUCGCUUCUGGAGGCCUCGGGUCGCCGCCGCUGUCGCCGUCGUUGUCGUCUUCGUCGCCGUCGCCUUCGUCUUCGUCGCCCUCGCCGUCGUCGUCGUCGUCGCCGUUGCUUCUCGUCGGCGUCGCCCUCGUCGUCUCCUGUCGUCGCCGUCGUCCUGUCGCCCUCCCGGCUGCUCCCCCCCCGGGGCGUCUCCUCCCGCCGCCCUCCUCCCUCUCCCCGUUUCCCUCGCCUGGCUGAUGUUGUUUCCCCAUCGCUCCGCCCUCCUUCGUUUUAAUCUUAGAAAGCGGGCCUGAGCUGGUCUACGCUGCAAUCUGCCAGCCCUGCUCGUCUUCCUUCUCAUGGCCAACUCUCGGCGCCCCUGCGCCGCUUCUUUGGGGCCACCUGCGUGUGGACCGUAGGCCGUUCCUUCCUCCAUGCGUACUGUGCGUGUGUAUCAAGACCAUCAUGUCGUCACUACCUCUAGCGACGACUGGUGGCGAUCAGCUGCGGCGACUGGCUGCAGCUUCUAGCUGCUGUCAGAAAACAGUUUGACGGAGCAACCAGUUCACCG
Molecule: messenger RNA, 4454 nt
Organism: Prorocentrum cordatum
Lineage: Eukaryota; Dinophyceae; Prorocentrales; Prorocentraceae
Source: the annotation of a GenBank genome assembly